Lactuca sativa (garden lettuce) is the source of this 759-nucleotide messenger RNA. Its product is annotated as putative F-box/LRR-repeat protein At3g28410. The record is from RefSeq and is a predicted model, not a curated record. NCBI's taxonomy places the organism in Eukaryota, Viridiplantae, Streptophyta, Magnoliopsida, Asterales, Asteraceae.
AUGGUAGAAGAAAGAAAUCAACCUAAAAUGGAUGCAAAAGCAAAACGGAUGAAGUUUCAAGAAACCGUGGGGAAGGGGGAAGAGGAUCGAAUCAGUGUGUUGCCAGAUUCUUUGAAUCUUGAAAUCAUCUCUCGUUUACCCUCCAUAAAAUCCGCAGUUAGAACAGACAAAUUAUUUUGCAACAACUCAAGCUUUACAGAUCUGAAUUUAGACAGCUGCAUAUUCAAUUCGAUUGGGGCAAUUAGUUGGAAAAAUCUGAGGAGUUUGUUUAUUAGUAAUGGGAAGUUAGAUGACGAUUCGAUUGAAAAUAUAUUAUCUGGUAGUCCUCUAUUGGAAACUUUGGAAUUGUAUGAUUGCUAUGGUUAUAGUCGGCUUGAUAUUACUUCAAAGACUGUUAAAAACUUGGUGUUAGAUGGAUAUAUUGUUCCUGAGGAUUAUAAUGAUGCUGGUAAUUUUACCAAUAUAGUUACAAUCAAUGCUCCUAAUAUUUUAUCACUAACAAUCCACGGUGAACUGCUGCUGUGGAAGGUUUUGUUGGUAAAUGUUUCUUCUUUAAUCGAAGCUAACUUAGAUUAUACACGCACACGACAAUACAAGACAUCACUUUAUGAAGCGGAUGAAGAUAUGCUUAAAGGAUUUAUACUAAACCUUCGCCAUGUCAAGGAGCUUAAAAUUGGAGAAUUGUGUUCUAAGGUUUUUUUUCAUUUGAGAGCUAAAGGUUUUAUUUUCCCAUCAAAUGUGAAGCUCAUGGUUUACUAG